This is a messenger RNA of Rotaria socialis, 435 nucleotides long. The record is from the annotation of a GenBank genome assembly. NCBI's taxonomy places the organism in Eukaryota, Metazoa, Rotifera, Eurotatoria, Philodinida, Philodinidae.
AUGGAUUUUGUCCGCAUCCCGCAUCAUAGACCUGCACAUCAACCGAUACCACCAUUGCAUCGAGUAGAUGCUCGCAUUCCAUCUAAUCCUCAUCAUGGGUUUGCUCGUAACCCACCUAAGCCUCCUCUUUCGGCUGUUCCAAAAACUAUACCGAUUCUUCAACCACCUGCAUAUUCGUCACGGUUUACUCCUGUUUAUGAAAAAGAAAAUCAAAAUCAACGAACACUCAGAAACAAUGAUCAAAAUACAAAGGUAAAACGGAAAAUAACAAUUGAAAUUCCAGUUCUUACGCCACGACAGAAUUAUCCGAGACAACCAUUGCCAGCUCGGUCUGUGGUACCCGUUCGAUACGCUGAACGAAAGUAUCGACCAGAAUUAUAUUUCAAUCAUUAUGCUAUUGGUUUUAAUGCGAACAAUUUGAUCACUACUUAUUGA